Closterium sp. Naga37s-1 is the source of this 525-nucleotide messenger RNA. Lineage: Eukaryota; Viridiplantae; Streptophyta; Zygnematophyceae; Desmidiales; Closteriaceae. The record is from the annotation of a GenBank genome assembly.
GUCAACUUUGAUGCCACGCGUGCUCUGCUGCAGGCGUGCAGGGCGGCAGGCCACUGCCCUCGCCUCAUCAUGGCCUCCUCUGUCGCUGUCUUUGGCGCUCCCUCCUCCAACUCCUCCAACUCCCAGGUUCCAUACUCUCAGGACACCCCUGCUCUGCACCGCUCCUCCUAUGGGGCUGAGAAGGCGAUGGCGGAGCUGCUGCUAUCAGACGGCAGCAGGCGGGGCUUUGUAGAUGCCAUUGUGCUGCGCCUGCCCACUGUUGUCGUGCGGCCCGGCAGUCCCAAUGCAGCGACAUCCUCCUUCUGCUCGUCCAUCGUCCGAGAGCCAUUACACGGCAAGCCAGCCACCUGUCCCGUGGACCCUACCCUGCCACUCUGGCUGCAGUCCCCCCGCACAGUCAUCAGCAACAUCGUCCAUGCGGCCCGCCUGCUGACCCUGCCACCCAACCACCCGCGCAUCAUCACCCUUCCCGGCCUCACUGUCAGUGCCUCCCUCCACUCCACUCCCAUGCACGGUGACUAUUGA